Molecule: messenger RNA, 3071 nt
Organism: Camelina sativa (false flax)
Lineage: Eukaryota; Viridiplantae; Streptophyta; Magnoliopsida; Brassicales; Brassicaceae
Source: RefSeq, a predicted model, not a curated record
UGUUGAUAAGAGGUUGCGGCCUACCACUGAUUUCUUGAAAUCUUCCGUUGGUCUCACUGAGGAUGGCAUCCAGUCGUUGGUCAUGAAUUUUCCGCAACUUGUGUGCAGAGACGUUACCAAGGUUCUCAAACCAAAUUAUGAUUAUCUCAAGGAGUGUGGGUUUAGAGAUGCCCAGAUAGCAACCAUGGUGUCUGGUUGUCCCCCAAUUUUGAUUAAGAGUAUUAAGAAUUCACUACAACCUAGGAUCAGAUUCCUAGUCCAGGUGAUGGGAAGAGGCAUUGAUGAAGUGGCUUCUUAUCCUGAAUUCUUUCACCAUGGAUUAAAGAAGAAGGUAGAAUCACGGUUUAAACUUGUCAAAAGGAACAACAUUGACUGCAGCCUUAGAGAAAUGCUCGACUGUAGCUCAAAGAAAUUUCAUGUCAAGUUUGGCUUUUCAGAGCACCUGACAAACAAAAUAGGAAUCUGCGUAGCUUAACUGCAGAACAGAAUAUGCUGCACGCAGCUCAAUGCAGUCGACCAGAUAGCUGAAAGUAUGGGAAGGUGAAAAGCAUAGACAGCUGUUUCUUGAUCUUCACUACUCCGAGUAUUACAGAGUAUCAAAAUAAUGUUGUGAACAAUUGCACUAUGCUGGUGGUGGACCCUGUCAUAUAGUAUUGGAGAGGGCCGUCAAGCGAAAUCCACUAUGCUCUCUUUUGGAUGUCACGAACAUUUCAUUCUGACAACCAGAUUUUGUGACGGUCAAACUUGAAAUUCUGGUUGCUUCGAAUGCUCCUUUUCACGGUUGUAAUAAUCGUAUUUUGGUUCCCCCUUUGGAUCGGCCGACUCAAAAAAAAAAAAAAAAAACUUUUUUAAGUCUGAGAGCCCAAAUAUCAAUUUUACCAAAGGGCCCAAAGUUAAAGGACCAGGCCUGCCUACAAAGUCGCUACUUUGGUUUCCUAUAAACUGCUUGCCGUUUUAGAUUUUUAGACAAAACCGUCCAUCACCGAGUUUGGAUCCAACACAGCAAGAGAACACGAGUACUAAACUCCGUCGGGUCGCGGAAGCCAUUGAUUCAGUUACCAGUUACUACAACAGUACAAGCUUAGGGUUUGAACUUUUAAAGUGGGUGGGUUGUGACCUUGCCAAAACCGGAAGAGGGAUUGAAGAUAUCUUGUUUAUAAUCGCAGUGGCAGGGAUAAGGAGCAAGUAAGGAUGAGCGAGAGGACCCUGGGAAGCGGGGUCGAGCAUGUAUUGAACUAUCUGAAACGUAGGCAGCUCGAGAAUCCUGGUUUCUUGUACGCAAUGGAGGACGACUGUGGGAAUGUAUUUUGGGCGGAUCCAACUUGCAGGUUGAAUUACACCUACUUUGGUGAUACCGUAGUUUUUGACACCAUGUACAGGAGGGGUAAGAGGUACCAAGUGCCAUUUGCUGCCUUCACCGGGUUUAACCAUCAUGGGCAGCCUCUUCUUUUUGGUUGUGCUCUCAUUCUCAACGAGUCUGAGUCCUCCUUUGCUUGGCUUUUCCAUACUUGGCUUCAAGCAAUGUCUGCUCCCCCUCCUCCUUCUAUUACAGUUGAACCAGAUCGGCUGAUACAGGUUGCUGUUUCUCAAGUUUUCUGUCAGACCCGCCUUCGUUUCAGCCAGCCCCUCAUCUUCAAGGAAACUGAGGAGAAACUCGCUCACCUCUAUCAGUCGCAUCCUAGCUUUGAAUCCGAAUUUAUAAACUGCGUUACUGAGACAGAAACGGCUGCCGAGUUUGAGGCAUCUUGGGACAUUCUCGUCAGAAGAUAUUAUCUACAGGAUAACGACUGGCUUCAGUCCAUUUAUAAUGCUAGGCAACAAUGGGUCCGUGUCUUCAUCCGAGACGCCUUUUAUGGGGAGCUGUCUACAAAUGAAGAGAGCAGCAGUUUGAACUCAUUCUUCCAAGGGUUUGUAGAUGCAUCAACUACGAUGCAAACGCUCAUACAACAGCAUGAUAAAGCAAUUGAUAGCUGGCGUGAGAAAGAACUGAAAGCAGAUUAUGAAGCAAUUCACUCUACUCCAGUUAUGAAAACUCCCUCUCCCAUGGAAAAGCAAGCUGCUAGCCUGUAUACAAGGGCAGCGUUCAACAAGUUCCAGGACGAGUUUGUUGAGACCCUUGCAAAUCCUGCAAGUAGGAUUAGUGAUUCAGGAACUCACACCACUUACCGUGUGGCUAAGUUCGGAGAAGUUCACAAAGGUCAUACGGUCAAUUUUGACGCUCUUGAGGUGAAAGCUAUUUGCAGCUGUCAAAUGUUUGAGUAUUCAGGGAUUAUUUGUAGACACAUAUUGGCGGUGUUCAGGGCCAAUAACGUUUCUACUCUUCCAUCUCGGUAUCUGCUGAGGCGAUGGACCAAAUCAGCAAAGACUAGAGGCAUUGAGGAACAACCCGAGUUUUCAAACAGUUGUCAAGAAUCUUUAACCGUCUGCUUCAACAAUCUACGCCAAGAAGCAACCAAGUAUGUGGAGGAGGGCGCCAAAUCUAUUCAGAUUUAUAAAGUUGCGAUGGAUGCCUUGGAUGAAGCUGCCAAGAAGGUUGUUGCUGCAAGUAACAAAUUUAGAGGAGCAACACCUGGAACUACACUUCCCAACGGCGAUCCAUACCCGUCUGAGGAAGCUCGAGAAACUACAAGUGCAAUGAAUCUUCCAGGGGAGAGGACAAUACUUGAACUGACAACUGAAUUGGAGAGGACAGGCCAGCGAUGCGAAGUUUAUCGAGCAAACCUGCUGUCUAUUUUGAGAGAUAUGGAAGAACAGAAGUUUCAGCUUUCCCUCAAGGUACAAACUGCGAGACUAAGCUUGAAAGAGUGAGUGCUACCUGCUGGAUACAUAACAUCACAAGCUUAUGCUGUUUGGUAUUGCAAACAUUUAUGGGAAUCAACUUCGUCUCUUACUCAUUAUGAAAUGAUUGGGAGUACUUAUUGCAAAGGCUGCCUACUGUGUAAUAGGGAAAUCCUGAAAAUUGGGUCCCUUUUUCAAAAACGCUAAGAUAUUGUACAAUGUAAUGAGCAAUCAGAUGAAAAGCCAAAUAAUUUAAUUAAUAGAAUAGCAGUUGGAACAUGUCACUUAUUUCA